This is a messenger RNA of Ectocarpus siliculosus, 1515 nucleotides long. Lineage: Eukaryota; Phaeophyceae; Ectocarpales; Ectocarpaceae. The record is from the annotation of a GenBank genome assembly.
AUGGCUGGGAGCUACGCCGAGGGCGAAGCCGACGGUGACGGUGGGGUAGGCAUUGCGAGACCGGUGGAGGUGCGGAGAUCUAAUGCAGCGGCGACAGCGUCCUCCCCCGCAGGCUUUGGGCACCACCGACCUGUCGCCCAACAGGACAGAACCCGAUGGACUGGGCGACCAACAAGCUCGGCACCAGCAGGGGUGUCGGCGCCAACCCCGACAGCAAAGCCUAGCGCGUGGACGGGCAGCAAGGCAGAACCAGGGAGAACUGGCGUGGCAACGUCGGGGGUAGGGGCGGGGGUCAGGAGCAGGGGCGAGGAGGUAGGUGGGGGUGUGGUCUGGCGGGAGGCCGAGGCGACAGCAUCGUCACCAUCAUCAUCACAGGCGACGGACACGGAGGUAAACGCCGCCCGGUCCGCAUCACCGGCGGUGGCGAUAGCCGAAAAGACGCCCUUGGAGAGAGAUGGAGGCGUUGUCGGGGUUGGGGGUGCCGUCGGGGUCGGAUCCGCCGUCGGCGCUAAGGAGGCGGCGAGGGGCGUUCCGUUCGUGGAGCCGAUCUGUCGGGCAGACCCGUCGCGGUUCGUGCUGUUCCCGAUCAAGCACCCGGAGCUGUGGGACAUGUACAAGAAGGCCAAGGCUAGCUUCUGGACUGUCGAGGAGGUCGACCUCAGCCAGGACUCUCGCGACUGGGAAGCGCUGACGGGCAACGAGCAGCACUUCAUCAGCAUGGUCUUGGCCUUCUUCGCCGCGAGUGACGGGAUCGUCAUGGAGAACCUGGUGGAGAGGUUCAGCCAGGAGGUGCAGCUCCCCGAGGCCCGAUGUUUCUACGGCUUCCAGAUCGCAAUGGAGUCGAUACACCAGGAGAUGUACGCUCUGCUGCUGGACACGUACAUCAAGGACAAGCAGGAGAGAGAUAACCUCUUCAACGCCUACAACGACAUCCCUUGCGUCAAGCAGAAAGCUGACUGGGCGAUGAGGUGGAUCGGCAGCGACGCCACUUUCGCCGAGAGGCUAGUCGCCUUCGCUGCCGUUGAGGGCGUCUUCUUCUCGGGAAGCUUUUGCGCGAUCUUCUGGCUGAAGAAGCGUGGCCUCAUGCCCGGCCUGACCUUCUCUAACGAGAUGAUCUCGCGCGACGAGGGGCUGCACUGCGACUUCGCCUGCCAGCUGUUCGCCUCCCUCGAGAACAAACCCAGCCGGGAGACGGUGAUGGCCAUCGUGAGGGAGGCUGUGGAGGUCGAGAAGAGCUUCAUCUGUGGGGCCCUUCCCUGCAGCCUCAUCGGCAUGAACGCGGGCGUGAUGUCGCAGUACAUCGAGUUCGUGGCAGACCGCCUGCUGGGGUCUCUCGGAUACGGCAAGAGCUACGGGACGCAAAACCCGUUCGACUGGAUGGACCUCAUCAGCCUGCAGGGGAAGACUAAUUUCUUCGAGAAGAGGGUGGGGGAGUACCAGAAGGCGGGAGUAAUGGGGGGUGGCGGGGGGCCUGGGGAGGACAGACGUAACUUUCGAUUGGACGCUGACUUUUAA